Molecule: messenger RNA, 297 nt
Organism: Didymosphaeria variabile
Lineage: Eukaryota; Fungi; Ascomycota; Dothideomycetes; Pleosporales; Didymosphaeriaceae
Gene: MRPL44
Product: 39S ribosomal protein L44, mitochondrial
Exons: 2
Coding region: 1-297 (98 amino acids)
Cellular component (GO): mitochondrial large ribosomal subunit
Molecular function (GO): structural constituent of ribosome
Source: RefSeq, a predicted model, not a curated record
AUGAUCACCCGAUUCCUCACAGACGUCCGCGUCAAGUUCAACCCCUUCUCCCCGCGCGCAAAGCCUGCGCGGCUCUUUCUCUCUUUGAUUCCCCCGAACGCGCGCGCAGACGGAAUGAAGGUGGAGACUAAGAUGCUGCCACGCACAAGCACGGAGCCAGCAACAUUAGACGUGAAAUUCAAAGAUGGAAAGGAGCUCAAACUCGAGCUGGACAAGAUGCGGAUCCCAGAGGUUAUGGAGGAGGUCGACAGGCACUCGCGGAUACUGGCCCGCAAGGAGGAAUUGACGGGCAACUGA